Molecule: messenger RNA, 633 nt
Organism: Acanthosepion pharaonis
Lineage: Eukaryota; Metazoa; Mollusca; Cephalopoda; Sepiida; Sepiidae
Source: the annotation of a GenBank genome assembly
AUGAUUCAUCUGGUUGUCGUCCUUUUUACAUCAUUUAUUAUUUAUAUAGCAAAACCCGGCAGCAGCCUUUUCUCAUGGCACCCAACUCUGAUGGCUGUGGCAUUUUGCCUGUUCAUGUUUGAGGGUCUGCUUGUCUUUUCUCCGCACAGUUCUCUUAUUAAUCCACAAAACCGAAUUGCAAGAAUCACCUGGCACUGGAUACUCCUAACAGUAGCUCUGUCGGCAGCAACUGUUGGCACUGCAGUUAUUUAUUAUAACAAACAUAUCAACAACAAACCUCAUUUUACAAGUUGGCAUGGUUAUAUUGGAAUCAUAUCUCUUGCUUACUUUGCCUUGCAGGCAUUAGGUGGCAUUGUAGCAAAGUAUCCACGUUUGUUGUUACCUUCUUUUAAGAUUGUUGAUGUUCGACUGUACCAUGUUGCAUCUGGUCUGGUUGCAAUUUGCCUGGUUAAUAUGACUUUGUAUCUCUCUAUGUAUUCAAACUGGUUUAUCAGAAAUGUUGUGGGUUACAUGUGGUAUGUUUGCACUUCUGCACUGGCCUUAAUGACCGUAUCAGUCAUUCAGCAAAUCAUUGAAACUCAUGUGCCGCGGCUUAUGAAUCGAUUGCGUAGACAUGUACGAGAAGAAAUUUAA